Capsicum annuum is the source of this 1071-nucleotide messenger RNA. RefSeq names its product thaumatin-like protein. Gene Ontology annotation, cellular component: extracellular region. The record is from RefSeq and is a predicted model, not a curated record. The transcript is spliced from 2 exons. Gene Ontology annotation, biological process: defense response. The coding region runs from base 173 to 907 and encodes 244 amino acids. Lineage: Eukaryota; Viridiplantae; Streptophyta; Magnoliopsida; Solanales; Solanaceae.
ACUGCUCAUUGAGUACCUCCCCUUUAACUGCUACCACUUCUUCACACACGUUUGAACAACUAGUAGAACACAUAUUUUUUUUUCACCCUUUACAUGUAAUCACACCUUUCCUUAUUUUCUCACAAUUUGUCAAAUCAAGAACCAAAGGAAAAACAAAAAAAUCAGAAAGAAAAUGAGAAGUAAUUUGCAUCUCUUGAUCUUCUAUUUUCUGUCAUGUUAUCUAUCUCUCUCAAGUGGAACUCAAUUGCUUAUAGUGAACAACUGCAAAGAAAGCAUAUGGCCUGGAAUUCUUGGAACAGCAGGACAUGAGACACCAAGCAAUGGUGGAUUCCAUCUCAAAAUUGGUGAACAAGUUGUAAUUCAACUUCCUAACUUAUGGUCAGGAAGAAUAUGGGGUAGACAGGGUUGUUGUUUCGACGAAAAUGGUAAAGGGUCUUGUCAGACAGGGGAUUGUUCCGGCCUCCUGCAUUGUUCAGGGGCCGCAGGAAUCCCCCCAGCAACGCUCGUCGAAAUGACAUUAGGAACUUCAAACAAUCCAACACAUUACUAUGAUGUAAGUUUAGUUGAUGGAUUCAAUAUUCCUGUUUCAAUGAUACCGAUUCACGGUAGCACUGGCUGUGGAGUUGCUGCCUGUGAAGCUGAUUUGAAUCCAUGUUGUCCUGAAUACUUGGCUGUUAAGUAUCAAGGCAAAGUUGUGGGGUGUAAAAGUGCUUGUCUUGCUACAAAUUCACCAAAAUACUGCUGCACAGGGGAAUAUGCUAACAAGAACACUUGCAAACCAACUGCGUUUUCGCGCUUGUUUAAGACUAUUUGCCCUAGGGCUUAUAGCUAUGCUUAUGAUGAAUCUACUGGACUUAAGAGUUGUAAGGCGCCGCGUUAUCUCAUUACCUUUUGCCCUCCUACUUGACUGAACCAUCAUUUCUACAUUCGCGAUAAGAAAAUGGACCUUGGUGUAAUAUGUAUGUAAUAUGUUACAAGUGUUUCAUUCAAUGUAUGCAACUUUUUGUUUUCAUUUUCUGUGUAAGUUUAUGUAUUGAUCUGUUUAUUUAUGAACAAACUAUUUCUAUCAAA